Messenger RNA from Aspergillus oryzae RIB40, 1332 nucleotides. RefSeq lists its product as uncharacterized. The transcript has 5 exons. Gene Ontology annotation, molecular function: monooxygenase activity; heme binding; oxidoreductase activity, acting on paired donors, with incorporation or reduction of molecular oxygen. Lineage: Eukaryota; Fungi; Ascomycota; Eurotiomycetes; Eurotiales; Aspergillaceae. The record is from RefSeq and is a predicted model, not a curated record. Bases 1 to 1332 code for a protein of 443 amino acids.
AUGCAGCAGAAUAUGAUUAUCCCUAGUUUUUGGACCGGUACCGCCAUUAUCGGCCUGGUCGCGUGCGCCUAUGUGUCCUACCAAUGCCUUCUCUCCCCGCUAGCGAGAUUUCCAGGUCCUUUUGCGGCCAAACUCUCGAAGGGCUGGAGGGCGUAUAAGACAGCAAAUGGUCAAUGGCAUCGCAAGCUUGUCGACCUUCAUCGAAAAUAUGGACAUGUGGUCCGCAUUGCGCCAAACGAGCUGAGUGUUGGCGAUCCCAGCUCAUUCCGGAAGAUCUACAGUCCGGCAGAGGCCGGGAAUGGGUUCAACAAGGCUGCGUGCUAUAGCGUGGUUCAAGGUAAUCGGCCGUUUGAUUUAACUGGAGAACGCAACGAAAAGGUGCAUUCGGAGCAGCGCAAGCUGGUAGCAACUGCAUACUCAAUGAGCUCGAUGGUCCAUUUUGAGUCCAAGGUCAAUGUAGUAAUCGAGACUGUGAUUCACAAACUGGAGGCACGAUGCAGGAAAACGAUUGAUCUGGGACAUUGGCUGCAGAUGUGGGCGUUUGAACCAACAAGGCCACUACUAAACUCUCUCAAACCAGAUGUUAUUGGAUCCGUCAGCUUUUCUCAGCCAUUUGGAUACGUCGAGAGCGGAGAUGACGAGGGCGUCUUUAAACGUAUCCAGAAUGCAAUGGGCUCGGCAGCUUGGUUAAUGCACGCCGGUUGGCUGUUUAGAUUGCACCAGAAAUUGAUUCCAAUCUGUGGAAACUGGCUGGCUGUUAAUGAUCGCAACGGCUACUUCUUCCAGGUCGCAUGCAGGGAAGUAUCCGGACGGAUCAAUCGCGGCGGUGACGACAAGGACAUCAUCGGACAGCUUCUAGAGACGCAGAAAAUCAAGCCACAGCUGAAAGACUUGGACAUUUCUUUCAUGAUGACAUCUAACGUUUUUGCCGGAUCGGACAGCACGUCCAUUGCCUUUCAAAGUAUCUUUUACUUGCUACUUACUCACCCCGCUGCUCAUGAUCGGUUGAUGCGAGAACUGCGUGAGAGGGAGGAGAAGGGAGAGCUGAGCGAUCCGGUUUCGUUUCAGGAGGCUGAAUCCUGGCCAUAUCUACAGGCAAUCAUCUAUGAGGCCAUGCGACUGUAUGCUCCAGCAGCCUUUGUCUUGGAUCGAGUUGUACCCCCAGAGGGUAUGAUGAUCGAAGACAAGUUUGUACCUGGAAAUACUGUCGUGGGAUCAAGUGCUUGGGUAAUCCAUAGAAACCCUGAAAUUUGGGGCCCAGAUGUAGACACCUUCCGGCCUGAACGAUGGCUCGAUGACAGGAAAGAUGAGUAUAGUACGUUUCUUAUCUAG